CUUCGAAAACCGAACAACCUCAUCUCUACUCCUCUGAUUUCUUCUUCUUCCGGCAAAAAAAACAAAAAAAAAAAAAAACAAAAAAAAAACAAAAAAACAAAAAAAGACACCCGAUCUUGAUCGCUCUCUUCUAAAACUCGGUCGAUUUUGUUUAUGGGCGAAACCGAAAAGGAUUCGUCCGAGUUACAUCAACCAUCGCCGGAGACUGCCGCCGCUCCCGCAACCUCUCCCGCCACCGCCGGCUCAAUGGCGAUCACACUUUCCGAGGACUCCGAAAUCAGCCCUAACCCUAACCCUUCCUGGUUCACGCCGAAGAGGUUACUCGUGAUAUUUUGUGUUAUUAACAUGAUAAAUUACGUUGACCGUGGAGCAAUAGCUAGCAAUGGCGUCAAUGGGUCUCGGGGAACGUGCACUGAUGGGGGAAUAUGCACUUCUGGUAGCGGGAUUCAAGGGGACUUUGAUCUAAAUAAUUUUAAGGACGGUGUAUUGUCGUCUGCAUUCAUGGUUGGACUUCUAGUGGCUUCCCCGAUUUUUGCAUCUUUGGCGAAGAGCCACAAUCCAUUCAGGCUUAUUGGAGUUGGGCUCUUGUUUUGGACUAUUGCUACAGCUGGUUGUGGGUGUUCGUUUGACUUUUGGUCAAUAACAAUUUGCCGCAUGUUAGUUGGUGUUGGUGAGGCUUCUUUCAUUAGUCUUGCUGCACCAUUUAUUGAUGAUAAUGCCCCUGUUGCUCAGAAAACAGCGUGGCUUGCACUCUUCUACAUGUGUAUACCGACCGGAAUUGCAGUUGGUUAUGUAUAUGGUGGACUGGUUGGGAAUAAUCUAAACUGGCGCUUUGCAUUUUGGGGAGAGUCGAUUUUGAUGCUCCCUUUUGCUAUUCUAGGCUUAGUCAUGAAGCCUUUGGAGCUAAAAGGUUUUGGUUCGUGCAAAUCUCCAAAAGAAAAAGGAUAUGGCGAAAUGACUAUUCCUGUGGUUGAAGCUACUGAACAGAUUCCUAUUUCAGAUGGGGAGAAUUUAAAAAUUGAGGUAUCAACUAGUGCUGACAGGAGUGAUAAUGAAGCAUCAAAAAAAGUUCCGUUAUCUAAUGGAGCCCAAAAGAUUUUUUUUCAAGUUGAAAGAUUUUGCAAGGACAUGAAGGCACUCUUGAUGGAGAGGGUUUAUGUCAUAAAUGUCCUAGGAUACGUAGCAUACAACUUUGUAAUAGGAGCUUAUUCAUACUGGGGUCCCAAGGCUGGCUAUUCAAUUUACCAUAUGAAUAAUGCAGAUUUGUUGUUUGGUGGGAUAACAAUAGUAUGUGGUAUAGUUGGAACUUUAGGUGGUGGCUAUGUCCUGGACAAAAUGCAGUCAACAAUCUCAAAUGCUUUCAAGCUUCUUUCUGGAGCAACAUUUUUGGGUGCAGUUUUCUGCUUUAGUGCAUUUUGCUUCAAGAGCCUUUAUGGUUUUAUAGUAUUUUUCUCAGUUGGAGAAAUUUUGGUAUUUGCAACGCAGGGGCCUGUAAACUACAUAUGUCUACACUGUGUCAAGCCUAGUCUGAGGCCACUAUCACUGGCUAUGGCCACUGUCUCUAUCCACAUAUUUGGUGAUGUACCUUCGUCGCCACUGGUUGGAGUCCUGCAGGAUUAUGUGAACAACUGGCGCGAGAGUGCUCUUAUACUGACAUCUAUUCUUUUCAUUGCCGCUGGAGUUUGGUUUUUAGGUAUAUUUCUUCACAGUGUGGACCGGUCUAAUGAAGACAGCGAGCAUGCUAUUCCAACCGCAGAGAGGUCGAACCUCAGGCCUUUGCUUGAUGGUAAUGCCGAUACAGCAGAAGAAGCUGUUUAAGGAUCUGACACGAAAUAUCUGACGGCGCUUUGAAGAUUAAUUCGAAGCACACGGUGCGAUCUUGAUGCCCCUUUUAACAGAGGGGCUCACAGGAUAAUUAGGAUGCCGGUACUCACUUAUGUUUUAGAAAUCACGAGGAGGUAGUCACUUUGUUUGAAUUGUUGUGUCCAUGUGUACAUAUGUGUACAGGUUUUAAAUUAUUUGAUUCGGAGUUUACAAAUGUAUACGUAUAAAAUCCCACAACGGUUAACUUUUAAGAGACCGAAAAGGAUCCUUUGGAAUGAAUCAGUAUUUUCUUUUGAAUUUUUUU
This is a messenger RNA of Asparagus officinalis (garden asparagus), 2128 nucleotides long. Its product is annotated as probable sphingolipid transporter spinster homolog 2. The coding region runs from base 154 to 1818 and encodes 554 amino acids. The record is from RefSeq and is a predicted model, not a curated record. Lineage: Eukaryota; Viridiplantae; Streptophyta; Magnoliopsida; Asparagales; Asparagaceae. Gene Ontology annotation, cellular component: membrane. The transcript has 16 exons. Gene Ontology annotation, biological process: transmembrane transport. Gene Ontology annotation, molecular function: transmembrane transporter activity.